Molecule: messenger RNA, 2064 nt
Organism: Eucalyptus grandis
Lineage: Eukaryota; Viridiplantae; Streptophyta; Magnoliopsida; Myrtales; Myrtaceae
Exons: 8
Coding region: 381-1811 (476 amino acids)
Source: RefSeq, a predicted model, not a curated record
AUUAAAAGAAAAGAAAAACCAGACAUCAUCCCCUCCCUCUCUCUUCAACCCUCUGUCUGCAAUCACGAUCGUGAUGUGAUUUCGUGGCGCGAUUUGGCGGUCGCGAGCUUUUCUCCUGCGGACAUUCGCCCCAAUUCCUCUGACACCUUCAUCGCCUCUCUCUCUCUCUAGGUCAAAACCCCUUUCUCUCUCUCUCUCUCCUUCUCUCUCUACUCAGUCUCGCUAGUUGAGCCGGCGACUGCAGUGCGUGGGGGGGACUGCGCAGAUCUCGCUCUUGCUUCCGCCGCCGCCGCCGCCGCCGCCGCUCCUCGGCCUCCCGGCCUCCUUCUUUCCGGCUUCGCUUCGGGGUAGAUCGGAGGGAUUUUCGGCCCGCUCCGCCCAUGAACGAGGUUAAAGAAGAAUCUCUUGUCCCGCCUAUAGAAGACGAAACUACUGAAGUCGAGCAUUUACUCGAAGAGCCUGAAAAUGAUUACUUCUCAGUGGAUGGUGUCUUUUGCUCUAAUGAGGAGAAUGCCGGGAAGUUCUUGGAUAGUAAAGACUUCCACGAUGAAGUGGAGUUUAGCCUCAGAUCUACCAGUUGUGGACUGGAUUCCUACAUUACUCCAGAAGGAGGAGAUGCGCUAAAUCUUGGACAGGGACUUGAAGGAUUUUUGGAUGAAGUUGAUGAUAUGGAGGUUCUCGAUUCUAUGGAUGGUCCUCCCAUUGCAUGUGAAGAUUAUCUUUUAGACAUGGAUCUUGCGCAAGAAGUCUCUGCAUUGGAUGUUGGCCUCUGUGAUGGCCUCCGCUUGGGGAAUUCUAGUACAGACAGUCAUUCACCAGGAUAUAGUGGAAGUAGUAAUGGUGCCAUUGAAAUGUCAGAGUCAUCUGAUGGAAAUAAUCCAGAACUCAAUUGUAAUGACGAUUCAAGUCAAGGGAGAAUUGGUCCUGAGGAUAGCAAUUGUCUUUCACGUGAUUCCGUAAAGGUUGAUCAACUGCAAAAUAGUCCAGAUUGUGUUGUUAGUUUGCUGUCAAGCCGAAACAAAAACAAUCCUGCUGCAGAAAGCAGAUUGGUAGCAUGUCUCACGCAAAAGAGACAGAGAAAGCCUACUCGGAGGUACAUUGAGGAAUCAGCAAAUAUGAAAUCUAGUCAUCUUAGGCCAGAGCAAAAGCCUUUUGCUGUUGAUUCAAAGAAGCAUGUGAUCUUUAGAACUCCUGAUCAGCUACAUAAUGUGGAAUCUAGAGAGUUAAUUUCAGUUCCUGUGAAGGAUUGUCCAGAAGAGACUGGCAUCAAAACUUUGCCUCACCCUCACUUACAGGGAAGACGAUUGAAGAAACGCAAACCCCUUUUGGAAGAUGAUUCGGGAGAGUAUUCUUCUGCAUCUGAAUCUGAAGAUGACUUUGUCGAGCGGAGACCUAAGAAGGGUAUUGAUCGGAGGAAGCAUCAAAGAAUGUGGACUCUUGCUGAGGUGACAAAGUUAGUUGAUGGUAUCUCUGAGUAUGGAGCUGGGAAGUGGACAGAUAUAAAGAGGCUUUUCUUUGCUACGUCUGCCUACAGGACACCCAUAGAUCUCAGAGACAAGUGGCGGAAUCUUCUGAGGGCUAGUCAGGCACUAAAAUCACACAAGGGAGAGGCCGAGACCGAGACCGAGACGAACGAGAAGAAUGCUGUCCGUCCAUUGCCAAAGUCCUUGCUACACCGGGUAAGUGAACUAGCAACAAUCCAUCCAUACCCGAGGAGCUACAAUUCGAGAUCCCGCCCAGUUCCUACUGCAAAGAAAGGUGCUAGGCUCAGCUCUAAUGGAAGAAAUGUACGUAGAAGAGUCUGCCCUUGAAAGAAGCAUUUGCAAAAGCUGUAUACAAAGUAGGUGUUAAGAGAACGAAGGAAACCAACCGUACUUUUGCUUCAUAUCGAUCUUCAAAAAGAGAGGAAAAGAUUCUCUUCUAUUUUAGUCUCAGCUGGAGAAAUGUUGCCGCCAAAUGUGGUAAACAUUGCAUUGCGCAAAUAAAGAGUAAGGGGGACAGGGACAGAUUAAUUGGAUUGUCUAAUUGCAGAUAUAGAGCUAAUUUGGCUUUGUGUUUCUUUUA